AUGGCCGCCGCCGCGGAGCAGGAGAAGGAGAAGGAGCUCCUCUCGUUGGUGGUGGACGACAUCCGCUCCUACUCCGGGUCCGACCCCCUCCGCCCGUGGCUCCGGGGGAUGCGGAAGAUGGAGCGGGCGCUGCCGUCGGCCACGCUGUGGGAGAAGCUGCCCAGGUUCCUGCAGAAGUGCGCCCAGGAGUUCCAGGGCGACGCGCGCUACCGCGACGACCCGCGAUACCUCCGCGUCUGGAUCCAGCUGAUGGACUAUGUGACGGAUGCGAAACCAUUGCUCAAUAAGAUGGAGCGGAAUGGAAUAGGCCUCAAGAGAGCUUCAUUUUAUAUGGCUUAUGCUCUGUAUUAUGAGAAGCACAAGAGGAUCAAUGACGCAGAGAAGAUGUAUCGUUUGGGAAUCCAGAACCUUGCAGAGCCUAUUGGAGAGUUGCAAAAGGCACAUGAACAGUUUCUUCUUCGCAUAGAAUCAUACAAGAGGAGGAAAGAUAAACUGCAGGAAAGAAUGCCUAGGAAAGCUGGGUCAAGUGCUACACUGAUGAACCAAGUUGAAGGUGAAAGCAGAAACUGUAAAGAACUGAAAUCCAAUACAAUGCAAAAGUCAAGAAGCAGUUCCAAUCCCUCAGUAGGUUGUUAUCCUCCAUUAGGGCCUGCUAAAGUGGGUAUACUAUGCAGAGGCAACUCAGGAGCUAAAAAGAAUUUGCCCCGUUGUAAUAGUGAUGAUACUGUAGUUGUACGGUUUGUAGGCUCUGCAUUGAUUGGGAAGUCAGAAACUGAAGAUGCCUGCCAUCAUGGCUUAGUUGAACCAACUAUAAACACUAAGGAGGCUAUGGAUGCCAUCAAUAGCAUGUUUUUGGAGCCAGUGGAACCUGAGACAAUGCUCAAGAGACGAUCAAAACCUAAGAAACCAAAUUAUGAUCAGCAGGCAAGUGCAUUUGGUAUCUUUGUUGAUGAAGAUGAACCUAAAGGUAAUCCAAAUGUGCUUCACAACAACAACAUGAAGCAAGACCAUCCGAAAUUCAGUCAGCAAACAGGAGGGUUUGCGAUCUUUGUUGAUGAGGAUAGUCCUGAUGGCAACGACCAAAAUGUGAGGCAAAACAAGAACUCUAAUAAGGAAAACGUGAAGUUGAAUCAGGAAACAAGCACGUUUGAAAUCUUUGUUGAUGAAAAUGAGGCUAAUGGCAAUGUCCAGAAUGCCACAUGCCACAGGAAGAAUAGGUCUCCUCCAAGACCAUUAUGUGAUUCAUCUAAGAAUCGAGGCGAAAGUGACUUCCAGAAGCCAUUUGUUGGAGGAUUUGCAAUACUGCCAGAUGAUGAAGAAGAACAAUGUGAGAAAAGUGAUGGCGGUAUGAAGGUGAAUUCUAGAACUGUGCAGCCUACUAAUGAUAAUAAUACUUUGCUCUGUCCAGUUCGAGAUGAUUCAGGAACAAGAUAUCAUGAAGGUUCUCAUCCUGUGAGUUCUGGGCUUGGAGAAGACAUUGUCAUUCAUAGAUUUGUUGGAUCCACUAUUGAUGAUGAGCCUAAGGUGGAAAAUGCAUGCCACCAUGGGUUAGUCGAUCCAACUGUCAAUCUAAAGGAGGCUAUGGAUGAUAUAAAUAAUAUGUUUGGGAGACCACUGAACUUCAAGGGUGACAGAACAAAGCGGAAAGCCAAUGCACUGUCAGAUAGAAAAACAGCUCCAGCUUCUGGUUUCUCCAUAUUAGCUGAUGAUGACCUAAAAGAUAACCCUACCAGCAAAGCCGAUCAGAAGAAUUCUUGCAAAUUUGAUGCUGAGGAUGGUCUAUUUGAGCCCACAAUCACCACCCGUGAUGUCAUGGCAGAGAUCAAUGAUAUGUUUGGAAUGCCACUGGACUUCUAA
Messenger RNA from Miscanthus lutarioriparius, 1857 nucleotides. NCBI's taxonomy places the organism in Eukaryota, Viridiplantae, Streptophyta, Magnoliopsida, Poales, Poaceae. The record is from the annotation of a GenBank genome assembly.